AUGUGGGACCAACCAUACAAGAGUAGCCGAAGCCAUGAGAAGCAGAGCAACUACUACCGUGCAGCACCGAAAUAUAGUAGCCAAGUUCCUCGUGAUUACCGGGAUACCCAUCUUUCAUCAGACUACAUCUCCUCGCCCACCGAUUCGAGCUUUGACUACAUCACCCCACGCCGUGGAUCUUAUGAGAAUUCACCUCCCAAUUAUAGGCAAUAUGUAAACCGGGCCAUGGAUUACGACCACACUGCGCAGCCGGGACGGAGCAGGGAUGGGAAUGGUUUCUCACAGCCUCGUCCGGGCUACCAACCACGACCGUCUCGGCGGCCACAUAGGACCCGAUCCCAAGAUUCAGACUACAUAGCACAGGAUUCCCAGUCUGACGAUGAUUACAUAGCCUCGCCUGAAGUAAAGAGGAACGUUCGGGCGGAUCGUAAAUCAAGCUACGAUGACCGGUACAGCGACGAUUCCCUGGGGCAAGGCUCACCAAUCCACAACUCUUCAUCAAGGAACUACAGUGAAAGUCCACCUUCAGACUAUGCUCCGCACCACGAAACGCGGAAUGCGCAGAAGAUCAAGGCAGGCUGGGGCGAUAGCGUCUCUCACACGCAAAGCCAAAGCUUGAACCCUCGAGAGCAUGACAACUAUCGUGAAGCAAAGCAAUUUCUCGAACGCUACACCAAGCUCCACACCCAUACUGCGGAUCGGUCCGACACCGAAUCCUACAGUACCGGCGAUAGUAGCCCAGCAAAUCGCCAAGAUAAAUCUUACAGGCAAUAUCCAAACCCUCAGCAAGAUGAUGAGGUUUACCACGCGCCAAGUCGAGACAAUUACCGAGAAAGGCACCAUAACCAGCGUGCUCGUUCGAGGCAUACGAGCGACUAUUACCACCGGCCUGAGGACAAUGAUGAUGACGACGACUACAACCAGCGCAACCGCUUUGAACCUCGCACAAGGAAUCUAGACCCCCGGUACAAUGACCGGCCCGGCUCAUUCUACUCAGACGCCGACGACCAGCAUACGAGCACCUUCUCAGCUCCUCAUCCCUUGAGACAUGUAGACCGCUCCUCCAACCGGCCCGGCUCCGUGUACUUGGACCGCAAAGACGAUACUCACGCCGCCACCGCCUACUCAGAUAUAGCUUCUCGACCCAGUACCUCGCAUUCCGACCGCUUGUCACGCGUCCCCACAGCCGUUGACUCUGAAAACUAUUCUUCACCGCCCCCUGCAGUACCUUCACCACCGUUGUAUCGGCGGCAGCAGCGGCCGAGUGGUAGUGAUUACGGUGCCAUGCCCGGCGCAUGGGGAGGCAGAAGCAGAAGUAGAAGUAGGAGUGCGUAUGCAUCUGAAAGGAGCACAAGAAGUAGGAGUCCCUACGCGUCUCCUUCUAGACGGAGUAUACACACCAGGAAUAGAAGAAUGAUUGGGAGCUAUAGGAGCGAUAGUGAUGAGAACGGCGUAGCGGAGGGGGAUGACUACCUCCCUAGCGACAGCGACGACGAUCGUAUCAGUGUGGAUGAUGGAGGGCGGAGCGAUGUUUGUGAGAAGGAUAGUUGGGCGGUAGGGAUGCAGGAGGAUACACAAGUGAGGGUGUUGAGAGUGGUGUUGCUGGAGGAGGGUCUUAUCGUGGAAGGUGGUAAUGGGAACGUAGUGCAAGAAGAAGGUGGCAAUAUGAAUCUUGAGGAAAGGAUAUAG
This is a messenger RNA of Alternaria atra, 1689 nucleotides long. RefSeq lists its product as uncharacterized. Lineage: Eukaryota; Fungi; Ascomycota; Dothideomycetes; Pleosporales; Pleosporaceae. The transcript has a single exon. Bases 1 to 1689 code for a protein of 562 amino acids. The record is from RefSeq and is a predicted model, not a curated record.